This is a messenger RNA of Dipodomys ordii (Ord's kangaroo rat), 2723 nucleotides long. RefSeq names its product nudix (nucleoside diphosphate linked moiety X)-type motif 12 (gene Nudt12). Gene Ontology annotation, molecular function: NADH pyrophosphatase activity; metal ion binding; protein binding. The record is from RefSeq and is a predicted model, not a curated record. The transcript has 7 exons. Bases 106 to 1494 code for a protein of 462 amino acids. Gene Ontology annotation, cellular component: cytosol. Gene Ontology annotation, biological process: NADP+ catabolic process; NAD+ catabolic process. NCBI's taxonomy places the organism in Eukaryota, Metazoa, Chordata, Mammalia, Rodentia, Heteromyidae.
GUCAGGAAGGUAACUUCCGGCGCUGUGUGGGAAAAGUGACACUUGGAUUUUGCCAGCCGUUCUACCGUAUCCGGAUUGCCUAUUCAACUCCGGUUACUCUUGGAAAUGUCUUCUGUAAAAAGCAGUCCAAAACAGGAAAUAAUCUCCCAGCUACACAAUUCAGCUGCAGAAGGAGAUAUUGGCAAGCUAACAGGAAUUCUCCAUCAUUUUCCAUCUCUUCUCAAUGAAACUUCUGAAAAUGGCUGGACUGCUUUAAUGUAUGCUGCAAGGAAUGGGCACCCAGAUGUUGUCCAACUUCUGCUUGAGAAAGGGUGUGACAGAUCAAUUGUCAAUAAAUCAAGGCAAACCGCACUGGAUAUUGCUACAUUUUGGGGUUAUAAGCAUAUAGCUAACUUACUAGCUAAUGCUAAAGGUGGGAAGAAGCCUUGGUUCCUAACCAAUGAGGUGGAAGAAGGUGAGAAUUAUUUUAGCAGAACCCUACUGGACCGGAAAAGUGAAAAAAGAAAUAAUACUGACUGGCUCAUAGCGAAAGAAAGCCAUCCAGCCACAGUUUAUAUCCUUUUCUCAGAAUUAAAUCCCUUGGUUACUCUAGGUGGCAAUAAAGAAAGUUUUCAACAGCCAGAAGUCAGGCUUUGUCAGCUGAAUUACACAGAUAUAAAGGAUUAUUUGGCUCAGCCUGAGAAGAUCACCUUGAUUUUUCUUGGAGUAGAACUUGAAAUGAAAAAAAAGUUAAAUAAUUACAAUGGAGAAGUCCCAAGAGAGGAGGAUGAUGGGUUGGUUGCCUGGUUUGCUCUAGGUAUAGAUCCCAUGGCUGCUGAAGAAUUUAAGCAAAGACAUGAAAAUUGUUACUUUCUUCAUCCUCCAAUGCCAGCUCUUCUUCAGUUGAAAGAAAAAGAAGCUGGGGUUGUAGCUCAAGCAAGAUCUGUUCUUGCUUGGCAUAGUCGAUACAAGUUCUGCCCAACUUGUGGAAGUGCAACGAAGAUUGAAGAAGGUGGCUAUAAAAGAGUAUGCUUGAAAGAAGACUGUCCUAGUCUCCAAGGUGUUCAUAAUACAUCAUACCCAAGAGUUGAUCCAGUAGUUAUUAUGCAAGUUGUUCAUCCAGAUGGGACUAAAUGUCUUCUAGGCAGGCAGAAAAGAUUUCCCCCAGGAAUGUUUACUUGUCUUGCUGGAUUUAUUGAGCCUGGCGAGACAAUAGAAGAUGCUGUUAGGAGAGAAGUAGAAGAGGAAAGUGGAGUCAAAGUUGGCCAUGUUCAGUAUGUCUCUUGUCAGCCAUGGCCAAUGCCCUCUUCCUUAAUGAUCGGUUGUUUAGCUGUUGCAGUAUCUACAGAAAUUAAAGUUGACAAGAAUGAAAUAGAGGAUGCCCGCUGGUUCACUAGAGAACAGGUUGUGGAUAUUCUUACUAAAGGGAAGCAGCAAAAGUUCUUUGUACCACCAAGCCGAGCUAUUGCACAUCAAUUAAUCAAGCACUGGAUUGGAAUGAAUCCCAAUCUCUAAAUUGAAGAACUAGCCUUUGAGUAUGAUUUGCUUUUGAAUACAGGUACUCCUCAAGUGGGAUCAGAAAUUAUCAGUGAUCUUUAGUGUCAUAAAACAGAAUAUCAUAGUGGUCCCCAAAAAUAUUCUCUAAGUGUUCAUUAAACCAUAGAACUCCUAUUUUAAUACAUUAAAACAUUACUUCAGAUUUUCCUAAAUUUGGGGGAAGCAUUGAACAUUUUUUUGUAGUCAUACUUAAAACUUUUAUACCAAGAAGUUACAUUUCUAAUAAUAAAUAUCAUUGUAAAGUAAUACAUUCUAGUGCCUCUCAAAAGCAUUAGAUUUUCAUAAUUUGAGAAAUGAAACAAUAAUUUUGAAGUAUUAAACUUAGAUUGAUAUUUAUGUUAUUCCCAAAGUUGUUACUACCUUAUUUUUAUCUUCCCAUUGCAUUCCCACUUCAUAUUGUUCUAGUAGAGCUACUCUUAAGUGUUGAUACUUGUCUCAUUUGACCAGUGUUAAGAAUGUGUUAUUUUAACAAGGAAACUUUAAAUAACACAAACAUGAAAAGGGAACUAAAAUAAGAGGACACUUGUCUUUAAACCUAAAUCUACUGAAUGCACCUACUUAUGAGUUACUUAUCUGUUCAUAAGACAAAUCAAGAUUUUCUACUUUUUCACUGAAAUUAAACAUAUUUGAGAGGAAUUCUUUAAGGUCAGAUAGUAAAUAAAUCUGUUUGUCUCAUGUUAAUGACUCCUAUAAUCCUACCUACUCAGGAGACCUUGAGAUCUGAGAAGAGGUGUUUGGAAUCAGCCCAGGCAGAUUAGUUCAUGAGUGUCCUAUCUCCAUUAACAAGUAAAAAGCUGAAACUAGAGAUGUGCUCACAUUAUAGAGAGCCAGACAUGAAUGAUAAAGCCAGUGUGAGCUCAGGCUCUGAGUUCUGCGAGUGAGAUAAAGAGUCAGAGACAAAUUUGUGGUAUGUUUACAUUUUCAGUUAAAAGCUCUAAUUUUAUUUCAUUUUGUUGUGAUGGAUAUAUCUGUGUUGACAGAAGAAUUCUAUAAUAAUUACCCCAGUGCUUGUAAUGCUUAGAACAUGGUUUUGACCUUAUAUCAGUAUGUUCUAAGAAGCCUUGAUGAGUAUAUUUUAGAACUAAACUCUUAAGUGUAAUUUAAAACUGACAGUAAGAUUUUAGAGAAAUAAAACUAAAAUAAUUCUAAUAAUUUUAACAUAGAAAUAUGUAUUUUAACACAUUGUU